AUGCUUGAGGCAAAAAUCAAGCAGCAAUUGUAUCAGAAGAAAUUUGACUCGAGGUUCGGAUGCGCCGUUCAGGGGCGCCGGUGCCCCUCAGUGGACCUUGGAGGCUUCAUCCAAAAGCCCGAUUUGCAGCAAGCACUUGUCAGGCCCACAAAGGAGCGACUCCGUGCCAAUGAUGACGCGUGGCUGGCUACUUCUGAACAGUACUUUAAAGGUACGAGCUUGUACAAGGUUCCGCCUCAUGGGUCUUAUGCAAGCGAGGCUCCAGAAGCAAACGCCUUGCAGCGGAAUAGACAGAGGCCCAACCACCCCCUUGUAAUCACCAAUCAAGACCCGUCUCCCCUGGCACUCCUGGUCAGCGCCCCUGGCUUGCACUGCGAGUCGCGGGCGCGGGCCAGCUUUUAG
Molecule: messenger RNA, 402 nt
Organism: Fusarium verticillioides 7600
Lineage: Eukaryota; Fungi; Ascomycota; Sordariomycetes; Hypocreales; Nectriaceae
Exons: 4
Coding region: 1-402 (133 amino acids)
Source: RefSeq, a predicted model, not a curated record